AGGGCGGGACUCGUUUGCACACAACUGCGUUCUUUAUAAUUGCUCGUAAUUGCUCUUAGGCACAAGUGCACUCUUUCGUUCACCGACAAGGGUGGAUCACCGACGUAUAAACUGCACGAAAACAAGCGGAUACAGCGAGAGAAGACAGUGAGUUGUGUCGAUGUCCGACGUGACACAGUUAUUAAUAAUUCUAGCAUAGACCUAAAAAUACAGCACGUUGCUUAAUAUACGUACUUACGCAUUCAACUAGUGAAAGUGUCGAGAAAGAAACACGGCAAGAAAUAUACAUAGGAACAUAAGCAAGUUUUCGGUUGAAUGUCUGUAAAAUAUUGAAUACCGUCAAGAAGGACGGGAAAAAUCGAAUUAACGACUUCGCCCGACAAUAAAUCUGAGAAACAGUUUUCCGGGCGUAGUGGCGCAGACGCGAAAAUCGGCGAGAAAUUGCGGGGAAGAUGCGACUACCUCGCUUCUGAAUGUUACCCCGGUCUGAUUUUGAACAUCGCAGAUGUUCGAGUUGAAAACUAAAAACAAAGAUAUUUUGCCAGAGUAAAUCAAGGAAUUUCGGGCAAAAGUGACAGAUCUGGCGAGAUGAAGCUAUUUGCGCGUCCUAAAUACUUUUCCGAGGCUAUAGCACCGGUGACAACUUUCAACUGUAUUUUAGGACUUCGUGCUUUCGAAUAUCCUCGUGGCCAUCCAAGACCCAUACUCAGCCUGAUCUAUUUGUCAUUUGUUUACAUCAUAUAUUGUAGCGGCGAGUUUCUUAUGGGAACAAAAUACUAUUCAAAUUUGAAUCUGAUGAAGCUAGAAUAUGUCCUGUACCGAAUAAUGAUGUAUGUCAUUAUUGUGUCAGUGUUAUUGAAGAUGAUAUUAGGUUGGUGGCAUACGAAGAAAUUCAAGGCUUGUCACAAAAGAAUUUUCGAAAUCGAUGCAACAUUACGACAGCUGGGAUUGACGAUGAAUUAUACUGGAUUGUAUUUCAUGACGAUCGGCACCAUAAUUGUCUGGAUCACAGUCGUCUUCAUAAUGUGCACAGUAGUUUUCAUUCACUUGCAGAUUAACACGGAUGCACUUACUGCAAUUUACCUUGGAUUGAUAUAUACGUUUUCAAUGUCUGUCAACUCUAUCAAUUUCUUCGAAUUCUACAUAUUUGCAAGAUGCUUGAAAACAAAAUUUGGAUUGAUUAAUCAACUCUUGCGCGAGAGCUUAACAGAUUCGUCAGUGGAAGAGAUGAAAUUGGGCAUCUUCGAAAUGAAAGAUUUUACCGAAAUCAUGGUUGCCGACCACCGAAAGCAAGUUGCCGCCACAAAGAUAUUUCGGAGGCGUCUGCAGAACAAAAACCAACUUGGAAAUGCACUCCAGAAUAAAUCUCCACCAAGUCACAAUUCGGCGAUGACAACAUGUCAGAAACGUACAUAUCUAUUACAAAUAAUUAAACAGGUGCACCUGGAGUUGUGUAAAAUAUCAAAAAUUGUAUGCGCUGUUCUUGGAGUACAGACAGCUUGGGAAAUAGGACUAAUUAUUGCGUUUCUCACCGGAUCUCUUUAUAAUUUAUAUAUUCGAUACGUUAUGAACCAACACCACGUUGUAGGCGUGAUAGAAGAUACAUUUCUCACGAUGUCAAUGUGUUUUAUUCAAAUUAUAAAAGCCAUUUUCUUGAAUCGCAUUUGCAAGCAUACGACCGAUGAGGGAAACAGAACCAUCGAAAUUAUCCAUGAGAUUUAUGGGUGCGACGCAGAUAUUGAUAUGCAGGAAGAGAUUCAACAAUUUGGUAUUCAAAUUUUACAAAGUCCGGUAACAUUCUCCGCUUUUGGUCUUACCCUGAAUAAUCGAAUCUUCAGCAUGAUAUUGAAAACUGUGACGACCUACUUGGUUAUCAUGAUACAAGUGAGCAAUACGCUGGAAUCAAACAAGUCUAUAAAAUAUUCACAUUUAGAAGGAUCGUAGAGAGUUGUAUAUUAUUAAAUAAUUUAUUAAUUACGACCUUGUCAACAAGCUACCAUCUUGUUCUCGAUUUCCCUACGGCUCUCUUAUCUUCGGAAAAUCCCUCAAACUUUUCGGGAAAUUGUUCCCUCUUGCAUUCGCUGCAUAUGUCCCGUCCGUACAAUGUGUUAUAAUUUUUAUUUAAUUAACCCGUAUAUUUUCUUUCUUUUGGCAAAGAUCAAUACUUUAUAGGCAAUGUUAUCACGUGAUUUUGUCCAUCAUCAAAUAUGUAAAGAAAUAGACGGCACAAAGCGGAUGAGUGAUAAUAAUAAUACAAGUAAAUAAUCACGUGAAAGUGCUUAUUUAUGUGUGUGCUCAUUUCGCGGACAGGCCGAUUAAAAAGAAAACGAUCAAGUAAUUUAGUAAUUCGUUUGCUGUUUUAUCACAUCUUUUUUAUAAUUGUGUCAAUUUUACAAAUAAAUAUCAAUUAAAAAGGAAGAAUUUUACUCUUUUCUCAAUAACUUUAUAGCACACUGCAAAUUUCUUCAAAUUCUACGUAGUGCGUGUAAUUAAAAGCGUAAUACACCACUUACCUACGACUAGGUAUAAACAAAACGGUUCCUAAAUAUUGCAGAGAAAUUUGACUGUACAGUACGCGCGCCCUGAUCGAUUGACACACUCUGAGGUGUUUAAUAUGCAUGACGUAUAAUUAAUACUCGACUGUGAGUCGAGAUUGCAUUGCAUAUUUGGCAAGAAAUAAAUAAAGAGCAAAGAUCAUUUGCAUGUUUGUUUUUAAUUUAUCCUAGGCUUUUCUUCAGUCCUCUUUCGCAUUAUUCAAUUAUUUUCCAGGCAUAACUCAAGUUAGCGUAAAAAACUCAUCGCUGGGCGGAACAUACUAAUUUUUACGUAAAAGUUGCACUGUUUUUUUUUAGCAAAACAGUAUAUUCUGGCAGUCUGUUACUCGGAUAUAUAUUUGGAUUUGUAAAGCCAAUGAGAACACUAACGUCUAAUUGACGUCGAAUAGGCGUCAAUGGAGUCGAAACCGCGUCCCAAUCGUCAGUUUUUGAAAAUAGUUAAGUUUUGGAGCUUUAUUUUUUGUAUUAAAUUACUGCGUUUAUCGUUCUGAAUACUUUUAACAUUUUAUGGGAGAGAACUGCCAAAUUAACCUAUUUAUUACAAAAUU
Molecule: messenger RNA, 3103 nt
Organism: Vollenhovia emeryi
Lineage: Eukaryota; Metazoa; Arthropoda; Insecta; Hymenoptera; Formicidae
Exons: 8
Coding region: 589-1944 (451 amino acids)
Biological process (GO): sensory perception of taste
Cellular component (GO): dendrite; membrane; neuronal cell body
Source: RefSeq, a predicted model, not a curated record